AUGAGAACAAGCGACUUGUACAAGUCUUCUGGAAUAGAAAUAGAUGAGCAUGGGAUUACUGAAAUAGCAAAAAUAAAUGAAGAAGAAACACAAAAUGAACAAAAAACUACAGAACAAGAGGAUAUCCAAGAUAAACAUGAUUUAGACGAUGACUCUGAUCAUUUCAGUGAAGUAGAUGAAAAUGAAACACAUGUUGGUAAUACAGAUACACUAUUAGAUCACAUUCCAGACGACAAUCCACCAUGUGAUUCAAAUUUAACUUUUGCUCCUGGUGAAGGUCAACGACCAAUUAGCCUCUAUAGUGAUCCUGAUGCAGAGUACUUAUCUUUUCCAUCUAUAUUUUGUGGUCAAAGAAGGCCAGAUAAUAAAGACAGGUCUGUUUCUGUUCACUAUUCUGAUAUUGUAAAAUGGGAACUUAGGUCCAUGGAUAGGAGAGUAGCACAAUCUGUACCAAACAUUUUUUUUAAAUUAAAGAAAAUUCAGUUAAAAAACAUAAGUGAUAAGGUCAAUCUUGCUCUGAGAAGGUGUCAAUCAGAAGGAAAAAAAUGGACAGCAAAAGAUGUACUAAAUCCUAACACUGUAAAUGAUCUUGUAAGAUUAGAUGAAGGUUAUUACAUCUUUAGAAGUUUAAGAAACUCUCCAGUAUACCUUGAAAAAAGGAAAAAAGAUUUAUUUGCAAUGAUCAGACAGUUGGGUCUUCCGACAUGGUUUGGCUCUCUUUCAUCUGCAGACACAAACUGGAAAGAUUUGUUAAGAAUUCUAGGCAAAUUAAAUGAUGGAAAAGAGUAUACUGACAAUGAAUUGGAAGAAAUGGAUUGGAAUCAGAAAUCUAAACUUGUUCAGAAAGACCCUGUGACAUGCUCUAGAUAUUUUGAUUAUCGUGUCCAACAGUUUAUUAACUUGGUGUUGAAAAGUGAUCAUGAUCCAAUUGGAAAAUUAACAGAUUUUUUUUAUAGAGUUGAAUUUCAACAGAGAGGUUCACCACAUAUUCAUAUCUUGAUUUGGAUUGAAAAUGCACCAGUAUAUGAAAGCGAUUCAAAUGAAGAUGUUGUAGAAUUUAUUGAUAAAUAUGUCUCUUGCUCACAUUCAGAAAAUGACACUAGUUUAGUCAAUUUGCAGGUUCAUAAACAUUCAAAAACAUGCAGAAAAAAAGGUCAUCCAAUAUGUCGUUUUGGUUUCCCCCUUCCACCUAUGAAAGCAACAGUAAUUUUAGAGCCUUUGACAGAAAAUGAUGACAUUGAAAAUUACAAGGAAAUAUAUAAAGAAAUACAAAACGAAAUAAAUACACUUCACAAUUAUGAAGAUAUAGACCAGAUGACAUAUGACAUGUUUUUAGAUGAUGUUUUACAAAUGAAUGAGGAAAAUUACAUUAAAGCCAUUAGAAGCAACUUGAGUGGUCCAAAAGUUUUUCUCAAAAGAAAACCAUCUGAAGUCCGUGUCAAUGGUUACAUGAAAACUGUGUUGAUAGCUUGGCAAGCAAAUCAUGAUUUACAGUUUGUUUUAGAUGCAUUUGCAUGUGCAGUGUAUAUUGUUUCAUACAUAAGCAAGUCACAAAAAGGUAUGAGUGCAUUACUAGACCAAGCAGCAAAAGAAGCACGACAGGGUAAUUUAGAUUUAAAGCAUCAAGUAAGGCACAUUGGGAAUUACUUUUCAAAUUCUGUAGAAACAAGCGCACAAGAAGCAACAUACUUAACACUACAGAUGCCUUUAACAAAAGCUACAAGACAAGUUGUCUUCAUUAACACAUCUCCACAACACAAAAGAACUUUCCUCCUAAAGCAAUCAUCAGCCCUAGAAAAACUAGGCCCAGAAUCUACUGAAAUAGAAUCCGAUAAUGAUAUUAAAAGAUACUCGCGUAGACCAAAACAACUUGAAAACUGGUGUCUAGCAGACUAUGUAUCUCAGCUUGAGUUGCAGUAUCCUAAAACUUCAGACUUAUCAGACCAUGAAAAUGAAUCUGAAAGUGAAAAUGAACAGACAAAUGCAGAUCUAAUAGAUGAAAACACUAACAAAAUCGACAUAACCCUGAAGAAUGGUAUUAGGAUAUACCAAAGAAAAACACCAAAGGUGAUAAGAUAUGUUAAAUACAAUUACAAGACUGACUCUGAAAACUUCUACAGAGAACGCUUAAUGUUAUUUUAUCCAUGGAGAAAUGAACUUUUAGACUUGCAAUGUGGACAUGAAACAUUUGAAAACAUGUACCUGACUGUUGCAAGACUGUUAGAAAAGAAAGCUAAGCAAUAUGAAGGUAAAGUAAUAGAUCUAGAGAAAGCUAUAGAAGAAGCAGAAAAUGAUUGUAAUGAGAAUGAUCAAAUAGCACCUGCCACACAGCAAGUAGAAAUGGAAGAUGCUGAAAUAGGCCCAACAGAAUCAGAACAGUAUGUUCAUUUCAAUCCAGAUAGACCAACAGAACAUAGACUGUAUGAUAUGUCCCGUGAAGUUGGAAUAGAAGCAAGAACAGUAGAAUUGACGAAUCAUGCCAACAGAAUAAGUGAAAGUGAUUAUUUUUCAUUGAUAAGAUCCUUGAAUAAGAAGCAGUGGGAAUUUUUCCAACAUGUUGUCACAUGGAUUAAAACAAAACAUGAACCAUUUUAUACAUUUUUGACAGGUGGAGCAGGAUGUGGAAAAUCUGUUGUUGUAAGAGCAAUAUUUCAAGCUUUACACAGACACUUGUGUUCCAUUGAAGGUGAGGACCCUGAUGAUAUUAGAAUUCUUCUUUGUGCUCCUACUGGAAAGGCAGCUUACAAUAUAAAUGGUCUGACUAUUCACAAUGCAUUCCAAAUACAACCAAAUAAAGGACUUGACCAGUCACUGUCAUGUGAUGUUCUAAAUACACUCCGAAUGAAAUACAGAAAUUUGUCAGUGAUUUUGAUUGAUGAAAUUUCAAUGGUUGGAAACAAAAUGUUCUCCUUACUGGAGAGAAGGCUGAAAAAAAUCAAGGGAAGCAACUCUUCAUUUGGUGGAGUUAGUAUAAUAGCUAUUGGUGACUUUUUCCAACUUCAACCUGUAUUUGACAGUUGGAUUUUCAAUGAUCUAAGCAAAGGAUUAACAGCAUUAUCACCUAAUUACUGGAAAUUAUUAUUUUCUUUUCAUGAACUUACUGAAAUAAUGAGACAAAAAGAUGAUUUACAAUUUGCUGAAUUAUUAAAUAGGUUGAGACAAAAUCAGCUUACUGAAAAUGAUUUUGCAGUUUUAAGUACCAGAGCUGUUUCAAUCACUGAUCCAGCAUACAGAACUAAUGCUACUCAUUUGUUUGUUGAAAAUGCUUUAGUGGAUAACUUUAAUUUUCAAUACAUAUCUAAAUUAUGCUCACAAAAAGUAAAAGUUAAAGCAGUUGACACAGUUUGUGGAGAUUUAGGGACAUCUGUAAAAGAAAAAUUACUUAGUUCUUUACCACAAAAACAGUCUGAUACAGCCAAUCUUGCAAAAGAAGUAAUAUUAGCAAUAGGGAUGAAAUAUGAUCUUACAGCUAAUAUUGAAGUCACUGAUGGUCUCACAAAUGGUUCAACAUGUGUACUUAAAUUGGUUGAGUGCAAAACUACAUCUUUAAGACCAAGUAUUAUCUGGGUUAAGUUUGAGGAUGCUAGAAUUGGUGCUAACAAUAGAAAAAAAUAUUCCCACUUGUAUGGAAAAGAUGUUGAAAAAACAUGGACACCAUUGUUUGAUAUUAAAAGGUCAUUUACUUAUAGAUAUAAGACCUUUGAAAGAAUUCAGUUUCCUCUUCGUCCAGCAGCUGGAAAAACAAUUCAUAAAUCUCAAGGUGAUACAUUACAAGAAGUUGUUGUUAGUCUGAAAUCAAAACGUAAAGGGAAAAUACCACAUAUUCACUAUGUUGCACUUAGCAGAGUAACAUCUUUAUCUGGAUUACAGAUAUUAGAUCUCAAUCAAGAAACAAUAGCUGUAGCUGAUUGUGUUAAACAAGAAUUACACAGACUAAGGACAGAUGCAACUUUACAGUUGUGCUUUAAGCCAUUGUAUAAAUUGUCAAAUAAUUAUUUUAAAGUAGUUUUUAACAAUGCAAGAUCAUUGCAUGCUCAUUUUAAAGAUCUAAAAUCAGACCCUAACAUCUUGGAUGCUGAUGUCAUUGGAAUUGCUGAAUCAAGACUUAUUUCAACAGACGAAAAUGAUGAUUUUUGUAUUGCUGGUUUUAACACACCAGUACGCUUAGAUCAAAAACCAACAAAUAUUAAUACAAGACCACCUCAUGGGUUGGUAUUAUAUUAUCGGACAGAUUGUAUUCUUCACAAUACAGUCACUUUCUCAACUCCAACUUUAGAGUUUGUUAUAGCAGACAUAAUAUCACCCACCAAAGGUCUUUUUCAAAUUGUCUUUGUUUACAAGGCACCAAUCUGCAAAUUGCAACAACUGAAAGAUACUUUACUUGCACACCUUCUCCCUGAUAUGUAUUUAAGACAUCCAAAAAUUAUUAUUAUGGGAGACUUUAAUAUUGAUUUAAACACUGGAAACACUUCUUUCUUAAAGUUCAUGAGAGAUACAUUUUGCUGUUCGCAAAUUGUGUCUAAUGCUACUACAUCUUAUGGCACAUUAUUAGACUUAAUUUUCCUAAAUUUUGAUAGUAAAGUAAAUUUUGAAACAGAUGUUCUUGAUUGCUUUUGGUCAGAUCAUAAAGUUAUAUAUGUGGCCAUUGAAACACAAUGA
Messenger RNA from Mytilus trossulus (common blue mussel), 4659 nucleotides. RefSeq lists its product as uncharacterized. The transcript has a single exon. The record is from RefSeq and is a predicted model, not a curated record. NCBI's taxonomy places the organism in Eukaryota, Metazoa, Mollusca, Bivalvia, Mytilida, Mytilidae. The coding region runs from base 1 to 4659 and encodes 1552 amino acids. Gene Ontology annotation, molecular function: DNA helicase activity. Gene Ontology annotation, biological process: DNA repair; telomere maintenance.